This is a messenger RNA of Rhodotorula graminis WP1, 2459 nucleotides long. RefSeq lists its product as uncharacterized. NCBI's taxonomy places the organism in Eukaryota, Fungi, Basidiomycota, Microbotryomycetes, Sporidiobolales, Sporidiobolaceae. Bases 1 to 2397 code for a protein of 798 amino acids. The transcript has 7 exons. The record is from RefSeq and is a predicted model, not a curated record.
AUGCUCCACCCGUACUCGCCCAAGCAGGUCGGCCAGUGCCUCGAGGGCCGCCAGGUCGUCUUUAUCGGCGACUCGACCGUGCGCCAGGUCUUCUACGCCGUCGUCAAGCACGUCGACAAGAACGUCGAGACGACGGCCGAGAAGCACUCGGACCGCAGCAUCUCGGCGGGCGGCAUCCAGUUUGACUUUUUCUGGGACCCGUUCCUCAACGGCACGCGCGCCCAAGAGCUCUUUGACGGCCGCCUCGGGUCGACCACCAAGUCGGGUCAGCGCGGCGGCACGAUCCCGACCAUGGCUGUCGUCGGCGGCGGCAUCUGGUACCUGCGGCACCCGGACUCGGGCGGGAUCCAGACGUGGGACCGCCAGAUGGAGCGCCUGUUCCAGUCGACAAAGGCCGGCGUGCCCGCCAUCGCCGACGAGGUCAUCCUCCUCCCCGUCGAGAACGCGAUCGAGUCGCGCCUGAGCCCCGAGCGCGCCGCGACCGUCCACGGCGACGACAUCCAGAAGAUGAACGACCGCAUCACGACCCGGCUCGUCGCCGCCGCGUUUGAAAAGGGCCCGGCGCCCGGUGCGUCCGGCGGUGGACUCGCCGUCCCGCGCGCGUUCAACAAGGUCAUCGACGGCCUCGACGACGAGACGGUCGACGGCCUGCACUUUUCCGACACGGUCAGCAAGGUGCAGGCGAGCAUCCUCCUCAACCUGCGCUGCAACGACGCCCUGCCCAAAAAGUUCCCGUUCGACAAGACGUGCUGCUUCCAGUACCCGACGCCCAACUGGGUCCAGGCGCUCCUCCUCGUCUUCCUCGUCGGGUACGCGCCCCUCGGCCUGUACUACCACUCGCAGCCCGAGCCCCGAGUGUUCCGCUACUUCCCCGACCAAAAGUACCUCGUCCCGAUGACCGUCUUUGGGUUCGCCACGUCGCUCCUGUUUGUCGCCGACCGCACCAACCUGUUCCUCAAGGAGAACAAGCAGUACGACGCGGCGACGUUUGGCGUCCUGUGCGUCGCGGCGCUCGCGGCGGGUGCGGCGACGCUCAAGCCGGCCGACAAGGACCUCGGGUUCCUCAACCGCGACCAGACGGACGAGUGGAAAGGGUGGAUGCAGAUCGCGAUCCUCGUGUACCACUAUGUCGGCGCGAGCAAGGUGUCGGGCAUCUACAACCCGAUCCGGGUCCUCGUCGCCGCGUACCUGUUCAUGAGCGGGUACGGCCACCUGAGCUUUUUCCUCAAGAAGGCCGACUUUGGGUUCGCGCGCGUCGCCAACAUCUUGAUCCGCCUCAACCUCCUCACGGUCGUCCUGUCGUACCUCAUGGACACCGACUACCUGAGCUACUACUUCUCGCCCCUCGUCACCAUCUGGUUCGGCAUCAUCUGGGUCACGCUGUGGGCCGGCCACAAGCUCAACGGCAACUCGGCGUUCCUCCUCGUCAAGCUCGUCGUCGCCGCAGCCGUCACGGCGUGCUUCUUCGAGAUCCCGGGCCCGCUCGAAAAGACGUUCUCGGUCAUCAACACGGUGUUUGCGACCAACUGGAACGCGGGCGAGUGGCGGUUCCGCCAGACGCUCGACAUGUGGAUCGUCUGGGUCGGCAUGUUGACCGCGUUCGCGUUCCUCAAGAUCAAGGAGCACCGCAUCCCGGACGACCCGCGGUGGCCGACCUGGUCGCGCCUCGCCGUCGCAGCGUCGGCGCUCGCCAUGGCGGGCUACUUUGCGUUCGAGCUCACGCGCGAGUCCAAGUUUGUGUACAACGCGAGCCACCCGUACGUGAGCGCCGUGCCCGUCCUCGCCUUUAUCGUCCUGCGCAACGCGACGCCCUGGCUCCGGUCGACGAGCAGCUGGUUCUUCAUCUACUUUGGCCAGUGCUCGCUCGAGACGUUCAUCAUCCAGUUCCACUUCUUCAUCGCCGGCGACACUCGCGGCAUCAUCAUGAUGAUCCCUGGCGGUGCCUGGAUGCGGCCGCUCAACUUUGUCAUCACGUCGCUCGUCUUCGUCUACGUCUCGAACCAGGUGGCGAUCGCGACGGGCGUCCUCACGGCCAUGAUCUGCUACGUGCCCAAGCAGGCGUCCCCCUCGGCCGCCGCCGCGUCGCGCCUGCCGUCGUCGUCGCGCGACGCCAUGGCCGUCCCCGCCGACCCGCCCUCGGCGACGGUCGCGAGCGCGCACCCGGCGGCGGGAGAGUACGUCGCGCUGUCGACCGUCGGCGGCGGCGCGAGCGACGGCGCCGGCGCCGACAAGGAGCGCGAGAGGGAGAGCGCCGGUGACGCGCUCGCGGCGCUCGACGCGCACGGGCGCGGUGGGGCGCUCCAGAAGGCGGGCAAGGUGCUUGCGACCGACUUGAGGGUAAGGUUCGCGGCCAUCUUUGCGGGCCUGUGGGUGCUCAACGUCGUCUACCCUGCAUGAGCGGCCCGAGGGCAGCGCUGCGCCGCGAGGGCGGGCGCGCGAGGAGGUCGGGCAACGACGCC